This is a messenger RNA of Mycotypha africana, 911 nucleotides long. RefSeq names its product TAFII55 protein conserved region-domain-containing protein. Gene Ontology annotation, biological process: RNA polymerase II preinitiation complex assembly; transcription initiation at RNA polymerase II promoter. Gene Ontology annotation, molecular function: RNA polymerase II general transcription initiation factor activity. Lineage: Eukaryota; Fungi; Mucoromycota; Mucoromycetes; Mucorales; Mycotyphaceae. The coding region runs from base 1 to 870 and encodes 289 amino acids. The transcript is spliced from 6 exons. The record is from RefSeq and is a predicted model, not a curated record. Gene Ontology annotation, cellular component: transcription factor TFIID complex.
AUGGUCAAAAAAAGAGAAAUACCUGAAGAUGUCAAGUUACACUUUAAGGAUAAUAGAAAAGGCUAUUUUGUAUUCGAAGGCAAAAAGUAUGAUGUGCAAUUAGUUGAUUUGCCAACGAUUAUUGAAGCCCAAAAGACAUAUGAUAAAAAGCAAUUUUAUAAAGUAGCAGAUAUAUCCCAGAUGAUUAUAGUAGAUCCCGCGUCUGGUUCAGAACCUUUUAUACCUGAAAGAAACAACAAAUUAGAUACAGAUCCUUAUGCUUACCCGCAUGGUCUAACACCACCAUUGAAACAUGUUCGUAAAAGAAGAUUCAGAAAGAAACUAUCUAAAAGAGCAAUUGAAGAGGUAGAAAGAGAGGUAGAAAGAUUAUUAGAAAUAGAUGCUACAGCAGAAGAUGUUCAAUACGAGGUUGUGGAUGAUCGAGAAAUGGAAAUGGAAGCGAAUGAAUCGGAUGUUGGUAGUCAAAAUAUUGAUAUUGAAGAAAGUGGGGAUGAAAGUGAAAGUGAUGAGGAUUUGGCAGCGGCUAUUGAUCGUGACCUCGAAAUGAUGGAUGAGGAAGAAGACGAAGAGGAUGAAAAGGAAGACGAAGAGGAGGAGGAUGACGAAGAGGAGGAUGAGGACGAGUCAGAAGAUGAAGAUGAAGAGGACGCCGCGCAGACGGGUGAAAUUGAACAAAAACGUCAAGAAAUUGCAGAAAUCAAACAAGCAAUUCAGCGCAAACAGCGCGAUUUAUCCACAGCGCCGAAUGCUAUGCUUAAGAACCGAUUUGAGACCGAUAUCAAUAAUCUUAAGAAGGCACUGACCUUGAAGGAGGCACACCUUGCUGAAAUGAAUGAAAAAGAGCAAAAAGAAAAAGACAAACAGCUUUAAAAGUCAUUGAUUUGAUACCAAAGAAAUGAUGAAAGAUUCUA